Molecule: messenger RNA, 869 nt
Organism: Panicum virgatum (switchgrass)
Lineage: Eukaryota; Viridiplantae; Streptophyta; Magnoliopsida; Poales; Poaceae
Product: dynein light chain LC6, flagellar outer arm-like
Exons: 2
Coding region: 289-579 (96 amino acids)
Biological process (GO): microtubule-based process
Cellular component (GO): dynein complex
Molecular function (GO): dynein light intermediate chain binding; dynein intermediate chain binding
Source: RefSeq, a predicted model, not a curated record
GAGGGGACACGCUCACACGCACGCAAGUGCCUUCCGGAAUCGGGGGAGGGGCAAUAAUAGCAGCGGGCCCACCCACCACCCUCUCUCCUCCGCUCGUUCAAGAUUCCCUUCCCAGGCAGGCUCCCGUCUCCCUCCAUUUAUUCGCCCCGCCGUUGCUGCCCCCACGGAAUCAAGAACCAAUCGUUGCCCCGCCGGCCGGCCGAAUCUCGCGGAGUGGUGCUCGAGCGAGACAGAGGCAGGAGGAUCGGCAGCCCGCCCAGCCCGGCCGGGAAGGAGGAGGAGAGGAGGAUGCUAGAGGGCAAGGCGCGGGUGCAGGACACGGACAUGCCGGCGCGGAUGCAGGCAGCGGCGACCUCGGCGGCCUCCCGCGCGCUCGACCUCUUCGACGUCGCCGACUGCCGCGCCAUUGCCGGCCACAUCAAGACGGAGUUCGACAAGCGGUACGGCGUCGGGUGGCAGUGCGUGGUGGGCGCCAACUUCGGGUGCUUCUUUACCCACACCAGCGGCACCUUCAUCUACUUCUCCCUCGAGCGCCUCUCCUUCCUCCUCUUCAAGGCCGCCGCCGCCGCCGCAUCCUGAAUGGUAGAUAGAUAGUCUCCUCCGGCUCCCAUCGUCCGCCACACGGCAUCCUCUGCCCGCAGCCGCUGCUGCUGCUCACGAUGGAUUGAUGCCCCCGCGCGGCAGGAGGCGUCCUCCACAGACCGUGUGCUGCUGCAUCAUUGUACGCCCAAAUCUGGAUUCUGUCCAAACUCUUGUACAUAGAUCACUCAGAACCACUCUCGUUUCUGGAAUGGAAUGUAUAGCCUCAGCCCUCAAUGUUCUUCCUUUCUCACCAACUUCAAGAUGGGCCUGAUUUGACAUUUUUCUUU